AUGUCGAAGGAGACCGACGCCGCACAUCAUGAAUAUGCUGUUACAAAAGACGCGGCACAGAAUCUCCCAACAGGAACGGUCAAGCUAGUCGAAGAUGGAGAAAUUGUCUUAAUUCCAACUCCCUCCCCUGACCCAAGAGAUCCUCUCAACCUACCUCAAUGGCAGAAAUGGGUGAUAAGCAGCACUUUAGGAGUUUUCGCUGUGUUGAGUGUCCUCAUGACCUCUGGGAUGGGUCCCAUCAUCACUACCAUCUCGGCCUACUACGACGGUAACCCCAGAACGAACGAUCUAAUGACAUAUCCAACGUUGUUCAUGGGACUUGGAAACGUGAUCGCCGUACCACUCGCUGAGGCUGUAGGGCGUCGCCCAGUAUUCCUGACAUCUGCUUUAAUACUCACUGUCGGCUCAAUUUGGUGCGCCGCGAGUGACAGUCUGGCCUCGCAUAUUGCUGGACGGGAUGUGCUAUCCCUAGCUGCUGGUCAGUCGGAGGCAUUGUGUCCUCUCAUUAUUCAGGAAAUCCAUUUUGUUCACGAACGCAGUAGUAGACUAGCAUGGUUCAGCGCCAUCCAAUCUAUAGGCAGCGCGGCCUUGACUAUUGCCACAGCCUACCUUGUUCAGAGCCUUGGGUGGAGGUGGUGGUACGGCAUAUUCGCUAUCAUAAGCGGCGUUCUAUUUCUGGUCUCCUUUGUAUUGGUCCCAGAAUCUUUGUAUGAACGGCCCACUGACGCGUUCGAGGGUCAGGUCCAUGUUCAGCAUGAGGGCGAAGACCUGGCCAUUGUUCGCGCAACUACAAAACGCAGAGUCGAAUUGGACUUCACACGGUACCAACCGCGUACAUGGCGGCACAGCCUGAAGAUCUUCCACGGGCCUGCAAAGUGGUCGGUAGCGAUAGAGUGCUGGAAGCACAUGCUGCAGUGCAUCUUGUUUCCCAACAUCCUGUGGGUUGUCUUAAUGAACAGUGUCGUGCUCGGGAUCUAUGUGAUCAUGGUCACUGUGUUCGGAACCAUUCUCACUGCCCCGCCAUACAACUAUCCCGCCACAGCUUUAGGCCUUGUCCAAGGAGGCCAGAUAGUCGUCUCGCUGAUCCUAGUCCCUGUUCUCGGAUACGGUGGCGACAAGUUCCACGAAUGGGUAGCAAGACGCCGCAAUGGUGUGGCCGAACCCGAGUUUCGCCUGAUUCCCAUAUUACUGCCUGUCAUUGUGGCACUCAUCUCAUGUGUCAUCUUUGGUCAUGCUGGUUCCGAUCCAUAUCACUGGUCGCCGUGGGCAAUCACAGUCGGUUUCAACGGAGUUUACUUCGGAUUCAUUGGUAUCAUUCUCAUUGGAUACACAUACUCGCUUGAUAGUUAUGGAGAGCGAGCAGGGCCCAUUCUGGUGCUGAUCUGUGCAAUCCGUGGCUUGAUCUCCUUUGGCAUUUCUUUUGGUGUCACUGAGUUUGUUACAGAGAUGGGUUAUAAGCAAGCACUGGAUAUCUGUGCUAUCAUCAUGGGAGCUGUCUCAGUUUUUGGUUUCGUUGUUUUCAUCUUCGGUUCGAAGAUUCGGUUCCUUACGACGAAGUAUGCUGUUGCCAAGAAGACUGCUGAAAUCUAG
Aspergillus bombycis is the source of this 1590-nucleotide messenger RNA. RefSeq names its product MFS transporter. Gene Ontology annotation, molecular function: transmembrane transporter activity. Gene Ontology annotation, cellular component: membrane. Bases 1 to 1590 code for a protein of 529 amino acids. Gene Ontology annotation, biological process: transmembrane transport. The transcript has 4 exons. The record is from RefSeq and is a predicted model, not a curated record. Lineage: Eukaryota; Fungi; Ascomycota; Eurotiomycetes; Eurotiales; Aspergillaceae.